This is a messenger RNA of Ceratosolen solmsi marchali, 4388 nucleotides long. It is a transcript of the gene Edem2, whose product is annotated as ER degradation enhancer, mannosidase alpha-like 2. Lineage: Eukaryota; Metazoa; Arthropoda; Insecta; Hymenoptera; Agaonidae. Gene Ontology annotation, cellular component: membrane; endoplasmic reticulum. The record is from RefSeq and is a predicted model, not a curated record. Gene Ontology annotation, biological process: endoplasmic reticulum mannose trimming; carbohydrate metabolic process; mannose trimming involved in glycoprotein ERAD pathway. Gene Ontology annotation, molecular function: mannosyl-oligosaccharide 1,2-alpha-mannosidase activity; calcium ion binding.
UAUGUUAAAACGGCACAACCAAGUGAUUAUAUUUAAAUAAUUUAAAUUCGCUUAUGUUGUAUAUAAUCGUAAAAGUUCAUAUCAAUAUGGCAAGAAGUUUACAAAAUUUACAAAAUCAAUUGCCACGUUACAGUUCACUACGAUGUUACAUCAAAACGUCGGUUCACCGUUAUUUAGCCCUAUCUAAUCUAACGGAAUAGAGAAAAAAAAACAUCUUUUUAUGAUAUAUCCGUCUCUCUUUGUUGCACACGACGAGUGUAAUGCUCAGGAUCAAAAUGGCAGCCAAUGUGGUGAGUUUGUGACUCGUGUGACAAAUCGCAGCUCUGGCAGUCUGGGCGCAAGCAGGUGAAGAUUCCCUUCUAAGUUUUACAAUUUCAAUCGAGCCGGGACUGAACGACGCCGAAGUUAAUGGGCAGACAACUCCGUCUCGUAGACGACGCGGUGGGCGCUCACGAGUAUACUUUCUUCAAUCAAUAAAAAAAAUUGUCCGUGGCUCGAAAGAACAAAACAACAAUGCUGCGAGCCAACGAAAGAUAGCGCCAUUCCGCGCGAUAAUAAGGACAUCAAAUUAUUAUGCUGCGAUUAGUAAUGAACGGCCACGCACAGCAACAGCAGACGUCGACGACGUUGCACCAGCAGCAGAUCUCCAUGUUGUGAGAGGCACGAUUCGAGCUGGCAGAACAAUGAGUGCCGUUGCAAUUGUUACCUCUUGACAAAGCAAAAUACAUUUAUAAUUGGUCGAACAUGGCAAGGAGAAUCAUCGUUUACCAUGGCUGUAUGCUGCUGCUCUUAUUAGGAUGCAGUUUGCAGGAAGCUGUGGAGCUAUUCGACGACGGUAGGAUAGAAUACAUGAGCAGGGAAGAGCGAGAGACAUUGAAACACGAAGCACGAAACAUGUUUUAUCACGCCUAUUAUGCCUAUAUGAAUAAUGCAUACCCUGCCGAUGAAUUAAUGCCAUUGAGUUGCAAAGGGAGGUAUCGUGGAUCGGAGCCAGAUCGAGGAGACAUAGAUUCCACUCUAGGAAACUAUUCUCUAACUUUGGUGGACACUCUCGAUACGCUCGUAGUAAUGGGCAAUUUAGAAGAGUUUGAAAAUGCUGUGAAACUUGUUAUUAAAGAUGUUACAUUUGAUACAGAUGUUAUAGUUUCAUUAUUUGAAACGAAUAUCCGAGUUCUAGGAGGUCUUUUAAGCGGUCAUAUUUUAGCCAAUGAAAAUGCAAUGCCUUGGUACAGAGGUGAACUGUUAAAUUUAGCCAAAGAUUUGGGGUAUAGAUUCUUACCUGCAUUUAAUACAACUAUGGGAAUACCAUUUGGAAGAAUAAAUUUAAAAUACGGGAUGAAAGGCGUCCCUUUGGAAAUGACGAGAGAGACUUGUACUGCUUGCGCUGGCAGUAUGAUAUUAGAAAUGGCUGCGUUGUCUAGAUUAACCGGAGAGUCAAUAUUUGAGGAAAAAGCCCAGAAAGCUAUGGAUGUAUUGUGGAAGUUGCGGCAUCGUGGAACCGAUUUAAUGGGUUCCGUAUUGAAUGUUAAUUCUGGAGAUUGGGUUCGUAGAGACUCUGGUGUCGGAGCUGGAAUUGAUUCGUAUUAUGAAUACUGCUUAAAAGCUUAUAUUCUUCUUGGCGAUGAAAAAUAUUUAGGUCGAUUCAAUAAGCAUUAUCAAGCUAUAAUGAAGUAUAUCAGCCAAGGACCAAUGUUGUUAGAUGUUCACAUGCACCGACCAAAUACAAAUUCAAAAAACUUCAUGGAUGCAUUAUUAGCUUUUUGGCCUGGAGUGCAAGUACUGAAAGGUGAUAUUAAGCCGGCUGUAGAAACGCAUGAGAUGCUUUAUCAAGUUAUGCAAAGGCAUAAUUUUAUUCCAGAAGCAUUUACUACGGAUUUUCAAGUACAUUGGGGCUAUCAUCCAUUAAGACCCGAGUUUUUAGAAUCUACUUACUUUUUGUAUAAAGCAACCGGUGAUCACUAUUAUUUAGGAGUUGGUAGAAAGGUUCUUAAAAGUCUUCAAACCUUUGCCAGAGUACCAUGUGGAUUUGCUGCUGUUUCUGAUGUUAGAACCAACAAACACGAUGAUACUAUGGAUAGUUUCGUAUUAUCAGAAACCUUCAAGUAUUUAUUUUUAUUAUUCGCUGAUCCAAGCGAUUUGCUAUUGGAUCUCGAUGAAUAUGUUUUCACAACCGAAGGUCAUUUGCUACCAUUAUCUUUAGCCUCGGUUAGAACAAAUGUAACAAUGGAUAUUGAAAGAGAAAAGGUUCAUGUUGAAGAAACGGACCGUACAUGUCCAAAUAGUUUACACUUGUUUCCUGCCUCGGUUAGACAACCAUUGCGCAAUAUGGUCGAAGAUGUAUGUCCAAAACGUCCAGUAAAAAAACGACUAAGCGCUUCUCAGUUUCAACCAAAUAACCUCGAGCACUCCAUGAUGCUUAGUGAUAUGGGCAUUACCAUAUUGACUGUGGGCGAUGGAAGUGUUCAGUUACUGCACACGUUUUCUAAUGCCAAAACAUCUCAGGACGCGGAGGAGGGUCUGCUCUUUAUGCAAGAAAUGGUUGAGUUUAGUAAACUUCAAGCUCAACAAGCCAAGUCCAAGCCGGUACUCUUUACGUUCUUUAAACCUAACACCGAACCGCCCGAAAAAGUCACUUUGUUGGCUGGUCCCGCACACUUUGGCGCUGAUUUAAAGAACGAUAAGGUCACCGGAAAGGUGGUAAUUGCACACCCUUUCAUAGGUUGCCAAGACUUGAUUAACGCUGAGCUAUUGAAAGGCUCGAUCGCAGUUGUGAACAGAGGAGACUGCAUGUUUAUCGAUAAGGCCCGAAGAAUACAAAAAGCUGGCGCUAUAGCUGGAAUAGUGCUAGACAACGUACCUUCUUCCAGUGUCCAGAAUUCUCCUAUGUUCGCCAUGUCCGGUGAUGGAAAGCCAGUCGAUGACGUUAAAAUUCCCUUUGUCUUUCUAUUUAGCUUAGAAGCCAGUCAAUUAAUUCAAGCAUUAGCUCAUGCUCCUUUAAUUGUUACUAUAGGUGGUACUGUACAAAAAGAUGAAGCUCAGUUAAAAGCUCCGACAGAUAUGUCAAUGUUUGAGCGACUUAAGGGCACGCUCAGAGAAAUUUUAACUCAACAGUUAACAUUUCAGAAUCAACCAUCAAUGGGAACCAUAACCGACGCAGCCGCCAAAAUUUCAGCAUUGCACGAAAGAAAGUUAAGUUUUGCUCACAUGCAAGCCUUUAUCACGGAGGAUUCGCCAGUGCUUUUUAUAAACAUAAACAUUGAAUUCAAAAAUAAUUAUAUAGAAAAUCUGUCCACUCAAGAAGAUAACUGGAUGUUAAUGAAAAAAAUUAUGGUUAAUGAAUUAUUUGGGACGAGAUUUAAUUUAGGUAUUAUGAUACAAAGUACUACUAUUUCAAAUAUCUUUUCGUUAAUUAUGAAUAAAAGAGGUCUCCCAAAAGAAAUGAUAAAAGAUACGAGUAUGUUAGCGAGAAUUAUAUGGUUUUUGCAAGAACUAAGUCAAGUUAAGCCUGAUGCAUCCGUAAUAGCCACUUAUCAGGAAUUGUAUCCGGAAGUGAAUAAGCAGUAUUUGCUAUCGUAUUUAUUUUGGCAGACAGCGUAUAAUAUAAAAAAUUAUCCAGAAUUGGUUGGUAUGAAAGCCGGUGCAGAAGUCAUAAAAUCAUUUAUCAUUCAAGAUGUUAAGACUGCUUUUAAUAUUGAUGAUGCGAAAUCACAUUCGGCUGAGUUUGACAAUUUUUUAAACAACUAUUUGCCUAUUACGAUAUAUUAUAUCCUUAACGAAAGCAAUCUUGUAGUAAUACAAGGAUUUUUAGAUAUUGAUAUUUUUUCUAUGAAUGAAUUUAUUAAGGAAAAGCAACGAUUUGUAAACAUUAAUCCUAUUGAAAUCUUUGAGGAUAAGAAGCCAGUAAGUAAACACAUGACUGCUGAAAUUUCUACGACCAAGAAGGGUGUCAUACAGAUUGAAAUAGCAACGCCAUCCGAAAUCCUUGAGAGUAAAAAUAUGUCUACGCCUAAAGUAGAUAUUGGUGAUGUUGAAAGUAAUAUAGAUAAGAAAUUAAAAGUUGAUUCUAAAAAUGUGCAAUCAAAUUCAAAAAGAACUAAAGGUGACGAAAUGGAAGAUGAUGAACAAUCUUGAUUUGCGUUGGAAGAAUGAGGAAAUUAUUGGAGAAUUAGUGCCUGAUACUUUGGUCAUAAGCUUGAAACAGCAGUCAGAUAGUGAUAAGAAUAAAGUUUCAUCGAAGAAAUAAAAAGCAAUUGUUAUUAAAGUAAAGUCUACUAUUAAUUAUCAAACUGUCAGUGAUAAGCAAGAAAUGUAACAUAUUCACAACUAUUUGUAAUUGAAUUUUAUUUUUAUCGUUAAUAAUAUUGCAUAAUUUUAAAAAGAUAUUUUCU